Triticum aestivum (bread wheat) is the source of this 2146-nucleotide messenger RNA. RefSeq lists its product as uncharacterized. NCBI's taxonomy places the organism in Eukaryota, Viridiplantae, Streptophyta, Magnoliopsida, Poales, Poaceae. The transcript is spliced from 3 exons. Gene Ontology annotation, biological process: regulation of DNA-templated transcription. Gene Ontology annotation, molecular function: protein binding; DNA binding. The coding region runs from base 193 to 2073 and encodes 626 amino acids. The record is from RefSeq and is a predicted model, not a curated record.
AAGCAGAGUGUGAGAGAGUGGGAACUCCAUUGCGUUUAGAUCAUUUUCCUCAUCCUGCUUCUUCCUCGUUCUGCUUCUUCCUCGCUCUGCUACUUGCCUCUGCAUGCUGCUGCAAAGAUCGACGCGUAAUGGAGUGGAGCAAGCAGUAGCGGCGGCCGCGGCCGCAGAAUUGUAGUAGCGUUUGUUCUGCAGAUGGGCAAGGCUGGCAGGUGGCUCAGAAGCUUCCUGACCGGCAAGAAGGCCAAGGACAGGGGGGCAGACGAGCCGGCCGCCAAGGAGAAGAGACGCUGGAGCUUCCGGCGUCCCGCGGCGUCGGUGAGCGCCAGGGACACGAGCAGCGCCACGUCCGGCUGCCACGGCAAGGGCCAGCUCGCGUCCGCGUCGUCGCACUGCUUCUCGGAGGUGCAUGUGGUGACGGUGCAGGACCAGCAUGCCGUCGGUGCUGCGCCGCGCGUGGUCGCGAUCACCGCGGCCACGGCGCCGCCGGAGGGCAGCGCCCGUGACGCCGAGGAAGCCGCGGCCGUCAAGAUUCAGUCGGCCUUCCGAUCGUACCUGGCGAGGACGGCACUGUGCGCGCUGCGAGGGAUGGUGAAGCUGCAGGCCAUCGUGAGGGGCCAGCUGCAUAGAUAUGUAGCAGGUCGGGCCAGCAACCUGCCUGUUUACGCUCUUACGAUCUGCUACGAAACGAUGGGGACAGCCGUCGCCCACGCUGCGCUCCGCUGCGGCAUCAAGUUCAACCCGACGCCCGAGGAGGCCAUCGGCUUCUACCUCCGGCGCUGGGUCCUCCGCCAGCAGCUGCCGGACACAGCCGGCGUCAUCCACGAGGCAAGGGUUUACGCAUCGGAGCCCAAGGACCUUGCCGCCGCGUUCCCUCGGGUUCCCACAACCCAUAACCGCUUCUUCUUCACCACGUGCAAGCGGCAGAAAGCCGGGCGUGGCUACAGGAUCUCGCGCGCGGCCGGCGCCGGCGCCGGCGGAUGGGCUUCGAACGGCAAGAAGACGGUUCAGAACGACGCCGGCGAGACGAUCGGCUUCCUCGACACCCUUCGCUACGCGUACAAGGACACGAGCAAAGAGUCGGAUUGGUUGAUGGAGGAGUACCACAUCUGCGGCCUGGACCAGUUCGCCGUCGACGACAAGGGGGAGGAGCGCGUCCUCUGCAGGGUCUACGUCUCGCCUGGUUCGAAGCCGGGGUCCGUCACGUACCAGCAAUCUGAAGCAGGGGAUCAUCUUCUCCUUGGACCACGGCAACCGCAGGUGAUCCACAAGUCAGCGCUCCCGCGUCCGCAAGAAGCAAGGCAGCCGCAGGUGAUCCAGAAGCCAGCGCCGCUGUGUGCCCUUGAUAAACGCCGCGUCGCGGUGCCUGCGACCAUGAUGACCACCAUGCCCACGCAGCAGGCGCCAAAGAGGCCGGCGCAAUCCAUCGCCGAGCCGCCUCGCCCCAAGCGGGUCCGCGCUUCUGCUGCUGUCCCCGCGCCCGCGGCGUCCGCAGCAAUGUCGGCGGCAGUUCGACAAGCCAUCGGUGGGUGGAACUCUCCGAAGCGACCGUCCUGGUAUCCUUCGGAGCCGCCGGCUUUCCUGUCGGCGCCGCCGCCUCAGCGCCAUGCGGCAAUAAGCCCCCAUAAAUCAGAUCCCGCGCUGACCAAGGACAUGGACGACUUCGCGAGGUCACUAGAGAGCGAUCUUGAAAUGGCAGAGGACCAGAGCACCAUUCAACAAGGAGGCCACGAGAGCACGAUCCAAGAACAAGCUGGCGACGACGAGCUGGCCAGCGGGUCGGAGUCGCAGCCCCCAGAGGUUGACAUGAGCGACUUGUUGAGCUGGUUUGAUUCGGACGCAGACGAGUUGGCAGAGGCCAGGGAACACGUCCAAGAUGAACAAGAAGACCAGCCUGAGCCUGCGAGGACACUGAAAGGCUUGGUGGCUGACGAGCGAGGAGACGACGUGAUAGCACAAGACGUGUUCGAUGCGCUCGACAGCAUCGGCAAUGGCGAUGGCCUGAUCAGCGACGGUGGAGACGCGGAGGAUUGGCUCACCCUGCCUCUUUCAGCCUACAAUGGCAUCAUGUACUAAGUACAGUAGCUCGACGAACAGAGACUGUAAUUUGCUCCUCCAUAUGUACGUACGUAUCUCAACAUUUGUCAAA